Wyeomyia smithii (pitcher-plant mosquito) is the source of this 1382-nucleotide messenger RNA. Its product is annotated as probable transmembrane reductase CYB561D1. The record is from RefSeq and is a predicted model, not a curated record. Lineage: Eukaryota; Metazoa; Arthropoda; Insecta; Diptera; Culicidae. Gene Ontology annotation, molecular function: transmembrane monodehydroascorbate reductase activity. The transcript has 3 exons. Bases 224 to 934 code for a protein of 236 amino acids.
CGAAACAGCACCAGUCUCACAUAGGUUCGUCGGGUGAUAAUGCAUUAAAGCUUCAUUCCAGCUUUCAUGCGUUUCUCUGUUUCUGGUUAAACUGAGCGCAGAUUAGUCGAAUUAUCUAUGUUAAAUAUUAUCAUACCAAGCAUUGCAUUUUGAAAGCUAAUUCUCUGGUUUAGAUCGGUUGAAAAAGGCAUACGAUUGUGAAUCUAACCAACUAAGGUGAACGAUGGAGAACCUUGCAAUUGAAAGUAAACCUGCUACAACGCCGAAAAGUAUCAAUCUAGAAACAUUGAAGCGGCUAUUGAACAUCCUUAAUCAUGUUUUAAUUGGACUUACAUUUCUGUACACGAUGUGGAUUUGCAGGAAAAAUGGGCUUGAGAAGAUUUUCACCUGGCACGUGAUUCUUUGCGUUUUCGGGUUUAAUGUGCUAAUGGCUGAGUCCAUAUUGCUUCUCUCUAGUGAUAACACAUGGAGCCAGCUACUAACACAACCUCAGCGUCGGACUGGUCACUGGUUGUUACAAGUAGUGGGCAGCGCAUGCGUCAUCGUUGGCAUAGCUUUGGAAUUCUACUGGCGUGGUGUUCUCAAUAAAUCACAUUUUUCUCAAACCCAUUCAAUUUUAGGAUUGAUAGCAUUAAUUGCUAUGAUACUUAGUAUAAGUAAUGGUUUGGGUGCACUUUACGCGAUCGAAUUGCGCCAGAGAGUUAAACCAGUAUAUUUGAAGACUGUACAUACAAUAAUUGGAUUAGUUUGCUUUGUAACUGGAAUGGUAUCACUGUGGUAUGGUUUUAAAAAACGGAUUUUUCAAGUUAAUGCAACACCGGAACUGGUUAUUGCAUUGCAGGCUUCUGUGAUUUUGAUUAUAAUUCUAAGUAUAGCAGGUGCUGUAGAAACUGUUAUUAUACGAAUGAUUUCAGUGAUUCGAAAUAUCAGGUAACGGUUUUUUUGCUGCAAAAAUCUCAAAAUAUCACGCUUCACGUUAGAAUGUCAACUGUAGCACACAAGUAAAACAGAGGCGUAUUUACAUGAAAUAUGUUGUUUUAUUAGACUUCGAAGAAAUUUGCUGCCGUAGCUAUUAGGGUUUAGGGGGAUUAGGUUUUCAUACCAUUUUAUAUGGGAAAAUUAACUCUUUCAAAAUUUGUAACCAGAGAUAUCCAGUUGCCUCUUUUGUUCAUGAUAUUUGCAGGAAGCUUUCCUGGAGAAAACUCUUUUGAAGACCGUAAGGCUCUGCAAUACUUCUAGAAAAAGUUAUUUACCUCAAACUGAUUGAAUAUAUAGUGUUGCUAGAAAAAAUGAAAGAUGAGCCGUUCGUCAGUAACUGAACGAACAAAAUGGGUUCACAGGCUCCUACUUGGUUACACUUUCAACAGGCUUGUCAUUAGUAA